This is a messenger RNA of Benincasa hispida (wax gourd), 2129 nucleotides long. RefSeq names its product thioredoxin-like protein Clot. The record is from RefSeq and is a predicted model, not a curated record. Gene Ontology annotation, cellular component: cytosol. Lineage: Eukaryota; Viridiplantae; Streptophyta; Magnoliopsida; Cucurbitales; Cucurbitaceae. Gene Ontology annotation, molecular function: protein-disulfide reductase [NAD(P)H] activity.
CUUUGCCCUAAAAACUUAUCUCAUUGGGCAUUUCGCUCAAUUUCCCACCAAAUUCACACUCUGCUAUCUCACAAUCGUGCUUUGAACAGUAAUUCUUCGCAAUCUGAGAAGAAAAAAAUGCCGGUGAAGGUAGUAGACGCCACCGUCUCCGACUUCAAUGCUGUAUUUGAAAAAUUCCGAUCAGAACUGCCAAACUAUAAAGCUAAUUUGAUCCUCUUCUUGGCCGACAAAGACCCUUCCACUUCUCUCAGCUGGUGUCCUGAAAAAGAGAGCUUCAGUUCUGUCCUUCGAACCACAAAAAGCAUGGUCCAUUCAACGCUGUUUCGAGCUUCUACUUGCCUUCUAUUUCUUGCAGUGUUCUUCGCUUCAGCCUACUCUACUUCUGACCCUGAGGAGCUUCGUCUUGUUGUCUCCAAAUCCACGACUAUACAACUAUCUGGUGGCUUCCCUGUAAAAAGUUCUCCUGGUUCCAGGCCUGGAACUGUGGUGGUUUGUGAAAGAGUAUACAUCCAAGGAUUGCCGAGGUUUAAAAAUCUUAGGAAGGUUGCACACACAGUGAAAGUGAAGGUUUCAAUGAGAAAUUCAAGUUCUCGGAUACCAAAUGUUGAGGUUUGUUUUCACAGGAAUAUGUCACUUGGGAUGGGAAUGUGCCCUCAAAGUCAGUGGCAGAAAGUUGCCAAAGGUUCUUGGGUUCAAUCCAUGUCACCGUUUGACCACAAGCUUUUAGAUAUUAGAACAUCUGGGUUAUCCUUGGAAAGUUUUGAAGUAUCAAUUGAAGAAGAAUUCUUUCUAUAUCGCAUAAUCUUUUUAAUCUUGGGCAUGGUGUUGAUGAGUUCAGCUUCCAUACUGAGCAAGUCGUUGGUAUUCUAUUAUGGCAGUGCUAUGGCAAUUGGAAUUCUCCUUGUAGUGUUAAUGAUCCUUUUUCAGGGGAUGAAGCUUCUUCCUACUGGUCGGAAGAGCUCACUUGCAAUUUUUCUAUACGCAUCCGCUGUUGGUCUGGGAUCCUUUUUCCUCCGUUACAUACCUGGAUUAUUACAUCAAAUACUUUUGGAAAUGGGUAUAAGUGAGGACAUGUAUAAUCCUCUAGCAGCAUUUCUGCUUGCUUUUAUUUUUCUGAUUGGAGCUUGGUUGGGCUUUUGGGUAGUCCACAAAUUUGUCCUUGACAAAGAUGGAUCAAUUGAUACAAGUACAUCACUUUUCGUCACAUGGUCCAUUCGAAUUGUGGCUACUCUUCUUAUUCUUCAGUGUUCCUUGGAUCCCUUGCUGUCAACAGGAGUUUUAAUAUGUGGAAUAGUGGCUUCAUCAAUGCUGAGGAAGAUCUUUAAGUUCAGAUUUCUUCGUCGCCUAUAUAAGAAUUUAUUCAAAUCUCCAAAGAAAACACUGAAGAGGAGAUCUCAUAUUUCUGAUAUGCCACGUUUAGAAGAUCCUGACGAUGAAUGCAUGUUGAAGACUCCCCCGCUUUAUGAAGACCCCAGGUUCUAUAGCUCUCAAUACAGAAACUUCUCGCUUCAGUCCUGCAGUUCUUCUAAACGUGGUGAUGUAUAUCCUUCAACCUUCCAUUCCACACCUGAAAGGAGAAAAUUUUCAAAGGAAGAGUGGGAAAAGUUCACCAAGGACUCAACUAAAAAGGCUUUGGAAGGACUAGUUUCUUCACCAGAUUUCAGCAGGUGGCUUGUUGAUAGUGCAGAUAGAAUCAGCAUAACUCCUCAAAACAGUAGAGCUGAGAACCGUCGAAAGUGGCUCCGUUGGUUCUGAUUUGUUCUAGGUUGAUUACAAUGCUGUAAGAAAUAAAGAUUACAUGAGUAAAACAUGCGGUUGCCUGCAUAGUUAGCAUGACUUUUCUGGAAAAUAGUAGGAUCAGGAUGUGUUUAGACAAGUUGAUCACACCCACUUGUAUUUCCGUGUAUAUUAGAUCAUUGUUCAUCACCUAGGCUUAGGGUACUAAGAGACGUAUAGGUUGGUGUAGAUUUGCACGUAUUUAGCCAUUUAAUGGAAGAAGCAUGUCAGCACUUCAAAAAGUGGCAUUUACAAACUGUCGGAUGCCCUCGAGCCUAAGGAUCUUGUUUCACAGCAUUUAUGUGGUCAUUCUCUCCAUAUACUUUAUGCAAUAGCCUAUGUCCUUAAGUAUA